UAUUUUCGUGCUCGCGUUCGUUUAGAAACACUCCGUUCACGUUUCACUUUUUGACCACAAUCUUUGUACACAAUGACAACACAUUAAUAUUUGUUAUUCUAACAAUUAAAAAUUAUAUCGAGAUGCUACACGGGAGUCCAAAUUUAGUAAGAUAUUCGAAACAGCCGCAUCACGAUGACGACGAGCAGCAGCACGACGAUGGCUUAUUUGAACUCCCUUCGUUCUUUGUUUUAACUUUUCAGAGAUAUGAGGGGGAAAGCAAAGACGGGUACUUCCAUGGGAGAGGCACAGCCACGUUUAAAGGAGACCAUUCUUAUACGGGUAUAUUCUCCAUGGGAACUAUGCAUGGAACCGGUGUCUUCACAUGGGCCGACAAGGUGACUUAUGAGGGCGAGUUUGUGCGCAACAUACCGAUGGGCCAAGGCAAGUACAGUUGGCCAGACGGCAGCACCUACGAAGGUGACGUGUGCAAUGGCGUCAGGCAUGGCAACGGAACGCACAAAAGUGGCAAUGCCAUCUACAAAGGUCAAUGGAAUCACAGCAAGAGGCACGGAAAGGGCACAGUGUAUUAUAACCAGGAAGAGACUUCUUGGUACAAAGGCAACUGGGUGAUGAACAAAAGAGAAGGAUGGGGAGUAAGACGCUACCCUUCUGGUAAUAUUUAUUUUGGUGAGUGGAAGCAUAAUUUGAGAAAUGGAGAGGGCACCAUGAGAUGGCUGAACCUGGGACAGCUCUACAUUGGGAACUGGCAUGAUGGAGUCCAGCAAGGCCACGGUACCCACGUGUGGCUCAUGAAGCGAACAGAACCCGGAGCUGAAUUCCGUCUCAGCAAUCAGUACACGGGGAAUUUUUUUCUUGGGUUAAGACACGGACCAGGCACUUUUUAUUACGCUGGCGGUGCCAUCUAUGAGGGUGGAUGGCAGAACAAUAAAAAACAUGGGAAGGGGAAAGUUACCCUCAAGGACGGCUAUGUUUUCCAAGGACAAUUCCUUAAUGACAAAAUGGUGACCCCCAAUAUGACAGCAAACCAAGCUCCUGUUCUACAUGGUAUGGACGAAUCUUCUCUCGGACCAGACAUGACGGUCAACAUCGAUAGCCUUUUGGAGGAGAUACCUCAGAAAAAACGAGACGUUGAGCACAAACAGGUGAGGUUUGUUUUGCUGAGGCACAAGACGGAGCUGAGGUCCAUCUAUCGUUUCUACAGCCGACUGGGCCAACCCCAGAUUCCGGGCGGCGCCUUCCUGCUGUCCCGCAUGCAAAUGUGGCGCAUGCUUAAAGAUUGUUACGUCCACCAUCGCGGCGUGACUUUGGUGGAAAUCGACCUUUACUUACGAGAUAACCCAGAUCCAGCAGAGGUUCACUCCCCCUUCACUCCCAUAAUGCUCAGCCGGUUCCUCAGUUGCCUCGUGAUCAUCGCUUAUUACAUCUACCGUAACGACGCGGAGUCAUCAAAUCACCUUCUUGCAGCAUGUUUCACAAAACUAUUGGUUGAUGAUAUAUUUCCAAAUGCCAAAAAUGUAAAAGGUUUUCUUUUUAAGCCGCCGGAGCGUACCAUUGUGGCUGUGGAUUUCCUAACGAAAAGCUGGAAGGUUUUUCAGGCCUACUCCAGGGUCAACAAAGCUUCCAGGGAUGACAGAACCAUGACCAAUCGGCAACUUCUAUGGAUGUACGAGGAUCUCAAGCUCUACGAUAGUAAUUUAACCAUCGUGAGGGUCAUCGAGAUCAUCUGUGCAGAGGCCCUCGACCCAGGCAACCAGUCCGCCUGCAUGCAAUUUGAGAUUAUAUUCCUGGAAUUCUUUGAGGUUCUCCUUGGCUGCGGCGAGGUCAAGUGUCAGCAGAUGACGGGUCCUUACCCCAAGAUAAGACCCUCUCGAUCUUCUUCAGCACUAGCACGUCAGUGGCAACAGACGUUAGCCCAAGACCGUGAACUGGAUGCUUGGAGUCAUAAGAUCCAUCACUUCUUCAACCAUAUGUUCUUCCCUGCCGUUGAGCUUCUCCAUUUAUUAUGAUUAGCAAGAUGCAACAGAGUUCAGCACACUAGAGAGCGCCAUUACACCAAUUAUGAGUUUUUCAUAAUAAAGUCUUUAAGACCCUUUCC
Messenger RNA from Syngnathus typhle (broad-nosed pipefish), 2098 nucleotides. RefSeq names its product radial spoke head 10 homolog B (gene rsph10b). The record is from RefSeq and is a predicted model, not a curated record. The transcript is spliced from 17 exons. The coding region runs from base 123 to 2009 and encodes 628 amino acids. Lineage: Eukaryota; Metazoa; Chordata; Actinopteri; Syngnathiformes; Syngnathidae.